AUGGUAGUAAAACUUUGUUCAGGUUACGGCCAGGGCCGCGGCCAGGGCAGCGGUCAGGGAAGUGGCCAGGGCCAGGGCAGCGGCCAGGGAAGAGGUUACGGCCAGGGCAGCGGUUACGGGCAGGGCAGCGGCCACGGCCAGGGAAGCGGUCAGGGCAGCGGUCAGGGUCAGGGCAGCGGUCAGGGCAGCGGCCAGGGCCAGGGUAGCGGUCAGGGAAGCGGCCAGGGCCAGGGCAGCGGUCAGGGAAGCGGUUACGGGCAGGGCAGCGGCCAGGGCAGCGGUUAUGGUCAGGGCAGCGGCCACGGUCAGGGCAGCGGUCAGGGCCAGGGCAGCGGUCAGGGCAGCGGCCAGGGUAGCGGUUACGGUCAGGGCAGGGGCCAGGGUAGCGGUUACGGUCAGGGCAGCGGCCAGGGUCAGGGAAGCGGCCAGGGAAGCGGCCAGGGUCAGGGAAGCGGCCACGGUCAGGGAAGCGGCCACGGUAGUGGUUAAGGCCAGGGCAGCGGCCAGGGCCAGGGCAGCGGUCAGGGAAGCGGCCAGGGUAGCGGUUACGGUCAGGGCAGCGGCCACGGCCAGGGAAGUGGUUAC
Messenger RNA from Sinocyclocheilus anshuiensis, 585 nucleotides. RefSeq names its product glycine-rich cell wall structural protein 2-like. NCBI's taxonomy places the organism in Eukaryota, Metazoa, Chordata, Actinopteri, Cypriniformes, Cyprinidae. The transcript has 4 exons. The coding region runs from base 1 to 489 and encodes 162 amino acids. The record is from RefSeq and is a predicted model, not a curated record.